GGCCGAGUGAGCGGCUCGCCGCGGCAGCUUCCCCCCGCGCUGUAGCUGAGCGGCUGCUGCUGCUGUUGUUGUUGCUGUUGUGUAACAUGGCGACUUGGGCUAGGCCCUCGUUGCUGUGGGUGAACAACCGAGCGAGCGCUGGAGGCGACUAAGAUCGCGUCCAUGCCCGACUCCGCUAUGUGCGAGAGAGAAAGAGCGAGAGAGCUCUCGUGUCCACAGCGGAGACUGCACGUGGCUGUGUCACCGUGAAUGAACUGUGGGGAAGAUGAGUCCCCCGGGGUGACGCUGGAGACGAUCGGCACAGUCACCAUGUGUCAGGACGAGGAGGGGAAUCUGGUGCUCAGCUGCAAUGACGAGCUGCAGGUCAGGGAGGGCUCGGAGCCAUCCACCAAACGAAUCUGCCUCGUGGCAGAGCCCAACCCAGCGAUCGGAACCUCGCCCGCCGCUACAGGAGACACGGGCAACUUUGUGGUGGCGGCGCCCCCCAGGUCCGACGUGGGAGCGAGCAGCGCGGCCCACUCGCCCACAGGGAACGCGAGCGUGGGCAGCCUCUCUGACAUCGACGGCCUAAGGAUUGAGCCAACCGGGGCUGACCCUGUGAGCCAGACCUGGUUCACAACCAAGGAGGACAAGGACUCGCUCUACAUCAAAGGUCACAAGUGGAAGCAGGGCAUGUGGUCAAAAGAAGAGACCGAUCUCCUAAUCAUUAACAUUGAGAGCUACCUGAAGGCCAACAGCAUCGGCAACGCGGCGGAGGUCAUAUUCGAGAUGCCCAAGGACGAGCGCAAGGACUUCUACCGCACGAUUGCGCGAGGGCUCAACCGCCCGCUGUUCGCCGUGUACCGCCGCGUGCUGCGCAUGUACGACAACCGCAACCACGUGGGAAAAUACACAACAGAGGAAAUUGAACAACUGAAAGAGCUUCGGGCCAAGCAUAGGAAUGACUGGGCGGCCAUUGGCUCAGCUCUGGGCCGGAGUGCGUCUUCCGUCAAAGAUCGCUGCCGGCUCAUGAAGGACACCUGCAACACAGGGAAGUGGACGGUGGAGGAGGAGCAGCGUCUGGCGGACGUGGUGCACGAGCUGACGGGCACGACGCCCGGGGAGGCGGUGACGCAGGGCGUCUGCUGGGCCGACGUGGCGGAGCGCGUGGGCACUCGCUCCGAGAAGCAGUGCCGCUCCAAGUGGCUCAACUACCUCAACUGGAAGCAGAGUGGCGGGCGCGAGUGGACCAAGGACGACGACAUCGAGCUCAUCCUGCGCAUCGUGGAGCUGAAGCCGCGAGAGGAGAGCGAGAUCAACUGGGAGAAGCUGUGCAACGGCUGGAACAGCGUGCGCUCGCCCCAGUGGCUGCGCAGCAAGUGGUGGACGGUCAAGCGGCAGGUGACGACUCACAAGGAGGUGCCCUUCCUCGACCUCCUCGACUACCUGAGCCAGACGCACAUUCCCGUGCUACGGCAGGUGGUGCAGCGCGUCCACCCCACGGGCGGCCCGGGGGCCCCCGCGGCCCUCACGGGGGCCCCCGGGGUCCCCGCGCCGCUGGCCACUGCCCCCAUCUGCCUGCGCCUGCCCCGCGGAGAGGGCAGCGCCAUGCUGCCCCAGACCACCAUCGCCACGCUGCAGAUCCCCGUGCAGAUCACGCAGACGGGUGAUUCUGGCGAUGGAGAAACUGUUACAAUUAACGCAGCCGCUCUGCAGACGUUUGAAAUCUUACCGUCGUUCCACCUGCAGGCGACGGGCGCCCUGUGCACGUUCCUGCUGCAGGCGGGCUCCGCCCCGGGCCUUCCCGUCACGCUGAGCGGCGGGGGCCCGGCGGUGACGCUCGUCCCCACCGGCGGCCCCCCUGCCCCCGUGGUGUCGCCGUCGCCAUCUUCCACUGCCGCCGGCAUCCCCGAGGGGCAGGUCGUGAUGCACGCCGUGCAGCUGCGGGACGGCGAUCGCCAGCUCCAGUUGCAGGAUGGUCGCAGCUCCGCUGUCGAGAUGCCGCACGGCUCUCGCGUCAUCAUCCACGCGAUGUCACCCGACAGCGUCCAUGCCGACGUCCGCACCAUCUACCCAACGGCUCCCGGCGACACAGACCUCGUGUCGCACCCCCUCGCGUCGCCUCCCACCGGCAUCAUCGCCGCCGUCACCGAUGAAGUCGAUGUCAUCUCCCCGAGGCACCUGUCGUCCCCUGACAACCGCGAGCUCCCGCUCUUGGUGGAGGAAGCCCUCGACACGGGCAGCGACGACGGAGAGAAGGAGGCGGUGGAGACGGCGAUGGAGGCGGUGGGGGCGGGGCGCGUGGCCGGCCUGCACGACGACGAGGAUGAACGCGCGACGCUCAUCGCAGACGCUGCUGAGUUCGUCAGUCAGGAGCUGAGCUGCCCAGAUGGGGACCCGGUGCACGACGGCUCCAUGGAGACGGCCAUGAUGGCAGUGAUAGCGGGAGGGUCGCCACCCUUCCCUCCUGCCGGGGACGACCUCGACGAUGUCUCCGUGCUGCCACUCACCACGCUGCACGGUGACCACCACGUGGCACCCACACCACCACGUGACCCCAUCCUGCAAACUCAGUCCGACGCCUCAAACAUCACGGGCUCAGCCCUCAACAGCCCCGAGCACGGCAGCGAGAGGGAGGCGGAGGAGGAGUGACUCGCAAGGAGCACGGCUCCGCGUUGAGCCCAGCAGGCGCACGAAGGCCCCUUCUAUGAGGAGGGCUUUAGCCCAGACCACGCACUUCAAGGUCCUUUGGAAAACAAGCCAUGUUCGAGUGUCGCUUUGACCCUCGGCACCCUGCUGACGAGCCCCCGGGGCUGCUGUUGAAAACUGCCGUGGAAUCAGAUCCAGCGGUGCCCUUGCUUGUGUCGAGUCUCGCGGUGAAACGGAGGCAUGGGCUUAAAGGACAGCGUGAAUGCUGCCGACAGACGGUGUUUAUAUCCGGUAAUUUAUUGCAUUGGCCUCGGUGCCAGUGACAGGUCGAUGGCUACACUUGUGUUUUAUGCACAGUUGUUAUUUUGUCGCGGGUUUUCGCCGCGCACACCACAACGUCUUCCCCAUGUCGGCGCAGGGACGCGUGUUGACCAAAAUAAAUGACCGCUCAACUCCGACCCGAUUUUCGCACGAGCGUGCGCCGUCGUGGACAGAUCUACUACGCACGAACACCCUGUAUGGAACAAGUCAAGGAAGCAGAGCAUGCAUUGAUGGUUGUGCACAUUAUUGCCAGAAAUUUAUAUUUACAGCUGGGUAAAAAAGUGUCACGUUGCUAACACGAUCGCAUACCUCUGAACCCACACGGUUUACCCCGUAUUCUUGUACAGGGAAAUUGAGUUUGCAGGUCCAUACGGCAUACAGCCGUUUCAAUACGGGCAAUUCGUGUUUCUCCCCUGUGAUGGGACUUUGUAGGAUGAACGUUGAGAUGUAUAAGGGGCACGGGGUGACCACUAAGGUCUGACUUGGUCUGUAGUAGUGAGGUCGGGCACUGACGACGAAGGGUUGACAGGUUUGUCCUAUCGCGUGCGGUGAUAGUGUCCGUGGUUUGAUAUUGCUCUCGUCACCGUCAGACAUUCCCCAUCCACAGUUAUAAGGACGUUGACAAACAGGCCGGGCAGUCUGAAGGACGUGCGACUGCCCCACACUUUGCCUGCCCGUCGUUGACCGGCGUACCGGAAGCUGUCGGGGGAAUUACGUGGAGAGGAGCCAAUUCAUAACCAACGCAUGCACUCAUCAUUAUGAUAAUGCUUAUCAUUGUGACCUCUUAAGCCUUGUUCCAAACAUGACGGUGUUCACAUUGAGUAAACACGCUGGCGUAACAGCGGUCUGAGAGGUCUGCACUUGAAUGCCUCUGCAAUUCGUGUUAGAGUAUUCAAUGUUCUAUUCUUCAAGUCGGCACACAGAGUGUUCGCGAAGGGCAAAUUAUGUUUCGCGGCUGUACAUUACUUGCAAAAUUAUGCAGGAAUAAGACUCAAUACAUAUCUUGUACAAAGUGUAAAGUUCUCGUGAAUUGUUUUCAGUAAAACAAAUUAAAUAAAGGAAUGAGAAAAUGUCUUAUUUUCAACAAUAAA
Molecule: messenger RNA, 4040 nt
Organism: Petromyzon marinus (sea lamprey)
Lineage: Eukaryota; Metazoa; Chordata; Hyperoartia; Petromyzontiformes; Petromyzontidae
Gene: DMTF1
Product: cyclin D binding myb like transcription factor 1
Biological process (GO): regulation of transcription by RNA polymerase II
Cellular component (GO): nucleus
Molecular function (GO): DNA-binding transcription factor activity, RNA polymerase II-specific; RNA polymerase II cis-regulatory region sequence-specific DNA binding
Source: RefSeq, a predicted model, not a curated record